AUGCCUGACAUCAGCAAUGGUCCAGAUGAUGGCCUUUACUACCCGGUGAUUAUCAUCGGGGCUGGAAUAUCCGGCAUCGGAUGUGCGUGUCAGCUGCAACGCAAAUUGAACUUUGACCAAUACAUGAUAUUUGAGGGUAGAGACGGAUUCGGUGGGACAUGGUGGAGUCACCGCUACCCAGGGGUAGCUACUGACUCACCCUCACCACUCUACUCUUACUCUUUCGCUCCCAAGGCAAAUUGGUCGGGCCCCAAGGCGACUGGCAAGGAGAUGUACACCUACCUGCGUGCGAUUUGCGAGCAAUACAAACUUCUAGAUAGGAUCCAACUCAAUAGCGCAGUCACUGAGUUGGCAUGGGAUGCGGCUCGGAAUGAAUGGCAAGCGACGGUUAUCACUCCUAAGGCGCAAACCACUGUAAGGGCCAAAAUCGUCAUCAGCGCAGUCGGCAAGGUCGGAACUCCCGACAUGUCGAUAUUGAGAAACGUCCCAGGCAUCGAGGCUUUUCAGGGCCACAUAAUCCAUACGGCGCAGUGGGAUGACUCUGUUGCCUUGAUGGGCAAAGACAUCACGGUCGUAGGUGGGGGAUGCAGUGCCGCGCAGCUCGUGCCGCAACUGUUGCUUCCCUCGAACACGAUUGGGUCAGGAUCUGUCACCCAAAUCGUCCGCUCGCCUCAUUGGGUGACGCCGGAUCCUUACUCGGGUAAAUUGUUGGAACUAUGGAAUCUAUGCAUGCCGAUAAUCACCAGGAGCAGACUAGGCGCCCGGUUGGCGCGUCUCGUGCUUUUCAGCAUCUACGAACUUUUCCACUUCGCCUUCUAUUGGCCACAUCCCAAGGGAGGCAAGCUACAAAGAUGGCUACAACGGAGACUAACGCGUUACCUUAACCAGAGGGCUCCUGAGGAGUAUCAAAGCAUGCUCACGCCAAAAUACGCGGUCGGGUGUAAGAGACUAAUCCUCGACCCAGGCUGGUUUGACCGCCUGCAUGACCCGAGGUUUCGCCUUCAUAAUUCACCUAUGAAGCGGUUUGAGCGCGCCUCUGUGAUAAUGGACCACGGCGGCCAGGAAGUAAAAAUUCCCACUGAUGUACUCAUUCUAGCGACAGGAUACAGCCCAGGUGCAAGUCUCUUCUCGUCUAUGCGCAUCACGGGAAGAGAUGAAGCCAAUCUCCACGACCUUUGGACUGCAAGAGGAGGGCCACAAGGGUAUCUAGGCCUUGCAAUGGACCAGUUCCCCAAUCUUUUCUUCGUCUACGGGCCGAAUUCCUCGGUUGGACACACUAGUGUCAUGGCCGGUAUUGAGAACUCCAUAAAUUAUAUCUUGCAGAUUGCCGAGCCUGUACUGAAAGGUAAAGUUGCAGCCCUGGAGGUCAAGGAAGAAGCCUGCCUGCGGUGGACCAAGAAGGUUCAGCUAGCUUCGAAGGACUCUAUUUGGGCGAAGGGCGGCUGCACCAAUUGGUACAUCGAUGCAAACGGAUGGAACUCGAUGAUCUACCCAUUCUCCCAGGUCUACAAUUAUUACACUAGCAUGUCGCCAGAUUGGAACGACUGGACUGUCACUUACACAAAGCUGGGGUCUUGUCAGUCUCUGCGAACAAGAUCAAGGUUCCCGGUCUGGAUCGUGGUUAUUAUGAUGGCUUUUUUAAUCCCCAUCUACACGCAGCUCGUCCUAAAGGGUGCUGUCAGAGAGACGAUAUAA
Molecule: messenger RNA, 1695 nt
Organism: Aspergillus uvarum CBS 121591
Lineage: Eukaryota; Fungi; Ascomycota; Eurotiomycetes; Eurotiales; Aspergillaceae
Product: flavin-containing monooxygenase
Exons: 4
Coding region: 1-1695 (564 amino acids)
Source: RefSeq, a predicted model, not a curated record